Molecule: messenger RNA, 2619 nt
Organism: Trypanosoma cruzi
Lineage: Eukaryota; Euglenozoa; Kinetoplastea; Trypanosomatida; Trypanosomatidae
Product: trans-sialidase, putative
Exons: 1
Coding region: 1-2619 (872 amino acids)
Biological process (GO): ganglioside catabolic process; oligosaccharide catabolic process
Cellular component (GO): membrane; intracellular membrane-bounded organelle; cytoplasm
Molecular function (GO): exo-alpha-sialidase activity
Source: RefSeq, a predicted model, not a curated record
AUGGGUGGCGGUGUUCACUGUUUCACUCCUUUUUCCUCUUCUCUCUUUCUCACACACAAAGAAAGCAAACAAGCGCUAAUCGCUACUGUGAAAUUCGAAGGCACUGAAAGGACCAACAGCACACACACCGCCCACACACAUAUUUGUAUGCUCUCACGUGUUGCUGCAGUGAAGGCACCCCGCACACACAACCGUCGCCGCGUGACCGGAUCCAGCGGAAGGAUGAGGGAAGGAAGAGAGAGUGAGCCGCGGAGGCCCAACAUGUCCCGGCGUGUGUUUGCUUCCGCGGUGCUGCUCCUCGUCGUGAUGGUGUGCUGCGGCAAUGGUGGAGCUGCAGCCACUGAGGACACGUCGUCAGCUUCAGGAUUUUCACCGGAUAAAAGUUUUGUUUGGAGAGAUAAGAACGGGGGUGAAACAGUGAGUUCGUUACGUGUUCCAGUUCUUGUUGAGAUGGAUGGUGAUGUGCUUGCUGUUGCCGAGGCGCAGUUGAAGGAGGGAGAAAGCAAUUUUACUGGGAUUGCCUCGGAGCUUCUGGAGUGGACAUAUGAAGAAUCAAAAGGGGAGUUGGAUGCAACUAAACUGAAGACACAAGUGCUGGAGGAAUGUCCAUCCGACAAAAAGAAUUGUGCCUCCCAUUCAGAAGCUCAAGAUGCUUCCCAAAGCUGGACAAAAGUACGUGUGAGCCGACCAACAACAGUUGUGAAGGGAAGUGAUAUUUACAUGCUCGCUGGAACCUACAGUUUUGAAGUUACUGAAGGCGCUGCUGGUAGCAAAGCUGCAGCAGCUAAAUGGGAGCUUUUGGUGGCUGUGGGAAACGUCAGUAACGAUGAGAGCAGCGGUAAAAAAAAAAUUUGUUGGAAAGACACCUCCGUUAUCCCGUGGACUGGUUUUGAAACAGAACACGAGUCAUUGACAGGGCUGAUUGGCGGCGGUGGAUCGGGUAUUCAGAUGGAGGACGGCACGCUUGUGUUUCCCGUGGAAGGCACGAAGAAUGGAAAGAACGUUUCGCUGAUAUACUCCUCAGCCACUGAGAAUUGGAAGCUGUCGAAGGGGAUGUCUGCCGAUGGCUGCAGUGAUCCCUCCGUCGUGGAGUGGAAGAAGGACAAACUCAUGAUGAUGACUGCGUGUGAUGAUGGCCGCCGUAGGGUGUACGAGUCCGGUGACAAGGGGGAUUCGUGGACGGAGGCACUCGGGACACUCUCGCGUGUGUGGGGCAACAAAAAGGGCGUUAGAAGCGGGUUCAUCACAGCGAAGAUUGACAACAGGAAUGUGAUGCUCGUCACUCUGCCGGUGUAUGCCAAAAAAGAAGAAAAGGAAAGUGUGGAAAAGGGUGAACUCCAUCUUUGGCUGACGGACAAUACGCACAUUGCUGAUAUCGGGCCGGCAUCUGUGGAAGGAGACGAUGUUGCCGCCAGCUCCCUGUUGUACAAAAGCGGUAAAAGUGAAACGAAUGGGAAGGAGGAGUUGAUUGCACUGUACGAGAAGAAGAAAGGCGGUGGGGAUACACCAUCACCCGGUAUGGUCUCUGUGCGUCUGACUGCGCAGCUGAAUCGGGUGAAGGAGGUGCUGACGACCUGGAAUGAAGUGGACAAACGUGUCUCCCAGCUGUGCGCCAAUUCACUUGCUCAGAAGGAUCUCUUAACUGACACUGCCUGCAGCGCUGAUAAGAUCACGGCUGGGCUGGUUGGCUUUUUGUCCGGCAACUUCUCUGAUAACACAUGGAGGGACGAGUACCUCGGGGUGGACGCCACAGUAAAGAACGGUGCAGCAGAGGCAAUAUUGCAUGGCGGCGGCGUGAAGUUCCAUGGAGCGUGGGCGGAGUGGCCCGUUGGCAAGCAAGGGCAGAAUCAGCUGUACCACUUUGCGAACUACAACUUCACUCUUUUGGCGACGGUGUCCAUCGACAAGGUGCCGAAGGGAGAUACUCCCAUUCCUUUGAUGGGUGUGAAGAAGAUGAAUGGUGGUAAGACUGUGCUCCUGGGACUGUCGUACAACAACAAAGAAAAGAAGUGGCAGCUGCAGUGCGGUGGCGGAACGAAGUCGGAAGGGCUUAGCAGCAAUUGGGAGCCAGGGAAAACAAAACGCCACGUGGUAAUUUUGCAACGGAACGGCAACCAGGGCACCGCGUACGUCGAUGGUCAGCGUGUGGGUGUGGGUGCGUCGUGUGCAUUGGGAGGUACGGAAUCCCAAGAGAUCUCACACUUCUACAUUGGAGGGGAUGGAGAGAACACAGCGGGUGACGAAGACGUGUCUGUGACGGUGACGAACGUCCUGCUGUACAACCGCCCGUUGGAUGAAGCAGUGAUUACUGCGCUUCACACGGAAAGCGUUACUAUUCCAAAGCUGGAUCAUGCAAAACCAGAGCCGAGGGGUACUCCGUCUACUCCUGCCGGGCAACAGCCGUCGGAAUUGGGGCAUUUGGUGGGAAGCAGUAAAGUUGCGAGUGGUGGUGUGGAGGGGGCCGAUCCACAGAUCAGGGGAGUAAAUGCCACGGCACUCAGCAGCAGCCUCGUAAAUGUGUCGCAAGAAAAUAACAGCGAUGCCGGCACCAUGCGUGGGAGCGGACUGCUGCCAUCGCUGCUUCUGCUGUUGGGACUGUGGGGGCUUGCGGCCCAGUGA